AUGGCUCGAUCCGGCAUGUCUUGGUUGUUUUUCGUUGGAGUUUUAGGGCACCCUUUUACCGAUGUUCGCUGUGGCCAUGAUGUCGAGCGAGAGACGCCUCCACUCGACAAUAUGGCUGGCCAAAUACUUGAAAAUUGCUUUUUCUGGAAGACGUUUGCCGUAUCGUCUCCACACAAAACAAGAGCGGGUGUGACGGUGCAUUCGCAUAUCCCAGCUUGUUCCCAAACGGAUAUCAAUACUUACAUCAAGGGAAGAUCUCUUCGGUCCGAGAUGCCCGGGAUCCAGCUCGUAAGGCUCAAUGCCGCAUGCUCGGUUCUACGCAACAUUAAGUUCGUUUCUCAAAGCGCGGGCAGCAUUGGGCUCCGGGGCAAACCAUUCGCGGUGGCUCGUUGCGUCGCCGCGAGUGCAAAGAGGCCUUCAUGGACAGAAUUUCGCGGCCCAAAGGAUCCCUGA
Messenger RNA from Coccidioides immitis RS, 453 nucleotides. RefSeq lists its product as uncharacterized. The transcript has 3 exons. The record is from RefSeq and is a predicted model, not a curated record. Lineage: Eukaryota; Fungi; Ascomycota; Eurotiomycetes; Onygenales; Onygenaceae. The coding region runs from base 1 to 453 and encodes 150 amino acids.